AUGCUCCACGAAAUCCUGCUCUCCCUCUCAGGACACCCUUCGCCCCUGCUCCGAACCGCCCAAGCCUCAGGCCCCGAUGCGCCCGCCAGUGCCCUGAUCUCGCCGCCCGAGCGCGAGCUCCUGCGCUCUGUCGCGCACCUGAGCGAGCUGCACGUCAAGCUGCUCAGCUUCGGUGCCCAGAUAGCCGCCUCGCACCGGUCCAUGAUAUGCCGCGCCGUGGCCACCGCCGUCAGCAGCCUGCACCUGGCCGCCUUCCAGCGCAAGGUGCUGGACGUCGAGGACACCAUCCUGCGCAAGGAUGCUGGCCUGGUCGGCGCCUACAACAUCGUGCCGCUGACGGCCGUGGUCGGCGAGUUCAGCGGGUGGACUAGGAGGCUGGAGUGGAUGUGGGAGACGGUGCAGUUCAUGCUCGCCGCCGAGAGGCGCUCAGACGGCACCGAGACCUUCUGCACUGGCGCGGCUAUCAUCAACAGGCUACGGGGCGAGUUGCAGACCGGGUAUGCGGAUGUCGAGGAGACCGCCCGGAGCUUGGUCCAGGUCGCCGAGACGGCCUGGGUCAAGCAGGUGUCGGCUUGGAUUCUUUACGGCCGUCUCCCUGGAUUUGGCGCCGAGGAUUUCUUCAUCCAGUUGCCGGCGGAUGGCGAGGAUGACUUCGUCUCUGUCCCAGACCUUCUCCCAUCAUUCGUCACCUCACCGACAGCCGCGUCCAUGCUCUUUAUAGGCCGUUCUCUGAACCAUAUCAGGGCUAAGAGCAGCCUGGAGGGCGGCAUGCGGGGGAUGGAUCACCUAUCGUCGCAACUCCGAGAGCUCUCCCAGUUGACAUAUCCCUUGGACAGUGCAACCUUCUCAAGGACAAUCACAAGCAUAAGGCUUUUUCUCUCUCGACAUACCCUGCAGAUGCUCCUGCCAUUGUCAAGGGUCCUCGAGAUGCUCCAUCUUCUCCGGGACUUCUUCCUCCUCGGACGUGGCGAGUUCGCCAUGGCUCUCACCCAGCAGGCAGACGAGAAGAUUCGCAGCAGGUGGCGGAGGUCCGACAGUUUGGCCCAUGAGAAGCGCGAUGGCCUGAGCGGCGUCGUCGUCAAGGAAGGUGAAGUCAUCGCGGUCCUGGCCCGGACUUGGGCCGCGAUGAGCUCAAUGCAGGGCCACCAGGUGGAAGAGGACGAGGGUCUCGAAAUGGCCAGGGGCCUUCUCAAGCUAACUCUGGCGAAGCCAAAAUCGGCCACCCCUGCGCGGCUGGGGCCAGCGAGCCAGAUAGUGCCGACCCCAUUCCGCAAUCUCAUGUUCUCUGUUCCUGUCACCCUCACCGUCAGUGUUCCCUCGCCACUGGACCUGUUCCUCAGCCAGUCGGACGUGCAGGCUUACACAGCUAUCAACUCCUACCUUCACUCCAUCCGCCGUGCACAUCUCCGACUCACAGACCUGUGGAAGAUCACACCGCUCAGGAGGCACCACCCGCCGCCUCCUGCGCCGGCUUCGGGGAGUACCAAGGGCGGCCGGGCUCGAGUGAUCCUUUUGCGAGAGCGACAGGCCCGUCGGAUGCUUGCCAUGCGCAGCACAUGGACCACGUGCAGCGCGGCGAUCUUCUUCCUCGCCGAGGUCGAAGGGUACCUGCAGGUCGAGGUAGUGGCAGGCCUAUGGGAGGGCUUUCAGAGAUGGCUCACAACAGGUAGUGACGAGCACCGGCCGCCAGAGUCUACGAGGCCGUCGCGCAUGCCGUCGCGCGUGCCGACGCCAGCCCCUCCGGUUGACCCGGAUGCGAUGGACGAAGACGACGACGAGGACAUGUGGCUUGCCGAAGGCGUCAAGACACCGCGGGCACGGGACCACGUGGCGGAGGACAAGCACCCCCACGACCCCCAGACGCUGGCUUCUGCGCACCGGCUGUACCUGGCCACCCUCAUCCGGCGGCUGCUGCUGACCCACCAGGACUUCACGGACCCGCUUUACAACCUCCUCGUCGAGAUGGACCAACUCGUGGCUCUGGUCCACCGAAUGCAGGAGAUCUGGAACGCCAUAGAUCUCGAGGAAGACGUGGGCGUGGUGGACGCGUUUGUCGACCUGGAGCGCGAAGAGCGCGACAUCAAGGGCCGGAUCAAGUCCGUCGAGGACAAGACUAAGGCCGGGAUUGAAGGCGUCAUCACGGUGCUGCGGAACCUCGAGGCGGAUCACGAGGGCCUGGCCUGGGGGAGCGAUGAUGCUGGCGAGGACGGCGAUGGAGGCGCUGGCCUCAGGGAAGAGGGACAGUACGUGCCCCGGCGGGUGGGCGGGUUAGAUCGGUUAUUGAUGAAGCUGGACUUUGGGAGCUGGUUCAACCGUGGGGGUGUUGCAGAAGCAGCCGUUGCAGGCCGGGAGACAUGA
This is a messenger RNA of Diaporthe batatas, 2358 nucleotides long. RefSeq lists its product as uncharacterized. Gene Ontology annotation, molecular function: gamma-tubulin binding; microtubule minus-end binding. The transcript has a single exon. The record is from RefSeq and is a predicted model, not a curated record. Lineage: Eukaryota; Fungi; Ascomycota; Sordariomycetes; Diaporthales; Diaporthaceae. Gene Ontology annotation, cellular component: gamma-tubulin complex; spindle pole; centrosome. Gene Ontology annotation, biological process: spindle assembly; mitotic cell cycle; cytoplasmic microtubule organization. The coding region runs from base 1 to 2358 and encodes 785 amino acids.